AUGGAUGACUUGGAUCACAGUAUCCACAUUGCAGAGUAUGACUGGAGCAGUUUUUAUGAUGAAAGCGAGGAGUGCGUUCUGCUGCAGCCGCUGCUGGCCUACCCCGAUGACUCCGGCCUCAGUGACUCAGACGAUUCAGAAAAUCCAACUUCAGACUUCAGAGAAGCCCAACCGGACACAGCGAGAUGCUUCCAAGCGGACAGCCAUGCUCAAGAGCAGCAGAGAGAGAGUUUCAGUGUUUGUGGAGAUCUGCAAGAGCAGUUUACAGGAACUGUGGAUGGCACUGCAAUAGGUGGGAAACAGUUGGAAAUGUGUGUUAGCAAUCCUGGAGGAGAUGCCGUUAACACAGAGACAGCGCACAUGGAGAAAAGACGAGAAGACGCAGAGACGAGCAGUAGCUGUAAAAACACGCUUCAAAUGGACUCGGGAGGGACAAAAGAGCAGACACACAAAGGAGAUCUGCAAACAGAGAGUGAUCUCAAAUCCGCCAAUGAACCUGACCCACUUUUAUGUUCCCAAACAGGACAGAGCGCAAACGAGCAACACAGCGCUGAGAGAGCUGUGAGGCCAGAGAAAGAGCGCUGGUUUGUAACAGUCAAUGACAAUCUCACCGGACAGCGAGGCCAUUCUGGCUGUUCGAAAAAAAAACGCAAACAAAAAAAACACUGUGAAGGGAAUCGUACAUUCUGCCUCAAGCCGGAGAGCUCAGGUGAAGAUGAGGAGAUGAAUGAUAAGCUUGAACCCGAGGGAGGAAAAGGUGCAGUAUCAAACCAAACUAAACAAUCAGAGGGACUUCCAGGUCAUGAAAUAAAUUAUGCUCAAGUCAUUUCAAAUUUGUCAGAAAAUCUGGCGAGCCCCCGUCCUCUCGAAGAGAAUUUUCUCGAGGCAGUGAUCGACGAAAGCAAAUGUGAGCUAGAUAUAUCACCGUCCACAUCGCCACACGCAUUUACGCCCUCUCAGCCGGAGUUUGUGCGGUGCAGUGACCUCGAAGACAGCGCAGAGUUCCUCUCCAUUCACAGUAAUGACUCUGAGGCCUAUUUGUCAGCUCCCGAAACAGCAGAGGAACUUCAGUGCCUUUUCCAAGAGCACCUGAGCGAAACCUCCCACCUCAGCUCCACAAACAUGGACACAGACCCUGACCAUGCACUGGACACACAGGUGUAUUCUUGUGGAAGCCCUAUUUCAAGCGACGUAGCAACCGCAAACUGCGACGGCCAUGAACGCACCAGCCCUGGCCCCUCCAUCACACUCUCCUCUGCCAGCCAGGACGCCAUAGAAAUGCCGAAUAAAGACACACAUGACACACACUCAGAAACACCUGGAUCCAUAACAGCAUCUGCUUACUCUCAGGGAGAGCAGCUGGCCACCGUCCAGGCUCCUGAUACGACUAUGGAGCUUUGCCCCGUGGCUGACAGCCCAGAAACAUACGCAAAAGCGGCAGGCCACGCCCGACCUGUUUACGCCAUUUCUGCUUUUUGGGAUGAAAUGGAAAAACUGACCAUCAAUGACAUUUUGAAGCUCAGGAUGGGUGACUCAGACAAAUGCAAGAACAAUGCAAGACAAAUGGGAGAGACGCCAACGCCAGACGCAGGUGAUCUUCCAACAGUGGUGUAUGAUCUGUCUGACGGUGGUCUAAUGGACACUUCUGACACUGCAGACUCAGACUACUUCACACAGACCGAUGAGUCGAAGCCAGACCUCUCCAGCUGCGAGCUUUCUGCCUCAGAUUUUGAAGAAGAACACUGGCAGUUUGUUAGCACCAGUAGGAACCACAGCCCUGACCAUCGCGGUAAAAAAAACGACCAGAACGACCCCUCUCUCUUGUUAUAUGAGAAUGACUCCACAUGCUCAGAAGGAACAGAGACGCCUGUGCCUCUAGAAGACUUUUUAGGACAAGUUUUGGACACCCAGGUGGCCCACACUUUGGAUUUGGGGCCGAGAGGAAUGAGAAAAAGCUGCAGUAUGUACAAUGUGCAUGCUUUCAACACUCUGGACGUAUCUUUUCCUUCUUUACGUGGCACUAACGAGAGCGAUUCGACUCUCAGCAGCCUGUCGCUUCAGGAGGUAGAAUCUGACAUUAAAGACACACGCAGCCUGGAAAUGCUCAUUUCUGCAUCUCUAUCCUACACAGACUUACUGGAUCCAGGUUACCAAGUAUCCUUCCCAGAGAUGUUUGAGUACUUUUUCACAGAGGAUACAGCAACUUCCCAGUUUGUUACUUUCUAUGAUCCAGAGGACAUAUCAGUGGCUCCUGUCUUUGACCUCCCUCUCACCACACUUGGAGAGGAUGCAUCAUCCUAUUCUCUCCACUGCAGCAUAGAGAAACCCAUCCCCAUUUUCUCCUGCUCUCAUCCUACUGUCAGAGAGCUCACAUUCCCAAAACAUAACUACGUUUUCAGAGCAAACGGUGAUAAAGUGGAGGAAAUCUCUCCAAUCAGAGUCGCAUCUCAUUCUUUCAUUCAGGCCUAUCUGCACAGAUCCUCAGCAGCGGGUGGAUCUUGGAGCUCGAAAAAUCUGCUGUCGUUGAGGAAGAUUCACUUCCACGACAAAGGCAGCAUCUGGUGCAGAGGCUCCGGCGCCUGGACGUUCCCAAUUAAGAGUGAGGAGAUCCAGAUCAGGGGAGAGACUCCGACAGUAGCUGUGCUCGGUGAGAGCAGAGUCUGCACUACCUCUUCUCCGGUGUACCGAGAGCUGGAGGAGCACCAAAGGAUUUUAGACACUUUUCAAACAACAAAACGAGAAGGCAUCUUCUCCACCGUGAAGCAGUCAGACAUGUGCUUAGUCUGUAUUGCUUUUGCUUCUUGGGUACUAAGAUCCUCUGAUCCGGAGGCUGCUGAUGCCUGGAAAGCAGCUCUGUUGGCGAACGUGAGUGCUCUCUCUGCCAUCCAAUACCUGAGGCAGUAUGUGAGGAAGAACCAUCCUCCAGACGACCCCUGA
Messenger RNA from Menidia menidia (Atlantic silverside), 2937 nucleotides. NCBI's taxonomy places the organism in Eukaryota, Metazoa, Chordata, Actinopteri, Atheriniformes, Atherinopsidae. The record is from the annotation of a GenBank genome assembly.